Mytilus trossulus (common blue mussel) is the source of this 2226-nucleotide messenger RNA. Its product is annotated as peptidyl-glycine alpha-amidating monooxygenase A-like. Gene Ontology annotation, molecular function: oxidoreductase activity, acting on paired donors, with incorporation or reduction of molecular oxygen, reduced ascorbate as one donor, and incorporation of one atom of oxygen; copper ion binding. The record is from RefSeq and is a predicted model, not a curated record. The transcript has 14 exons. NCBI's taxonomy places the organism in Eukaryota, Metazoa, Mollusca, Bivalvia, Mytilida, Mytilidae. Bases 192 to 1205 code for a protein of 337 amino acids.
AUGUCAACAAAAAAUAAUAAAUCAAGUGAUGAAAAAUAUGUUUGCUUAUUUCAUUUUCCUCAUCCUUAGAAACAGAAAAAAAAUUACUUUGCUUUAAUUAUUGUGGUCUGUCAUGUGACAAAUAUGUUUUAAAUUCCUUGGAGGAAUUGAUUUUGUCAUAACAAAUAACCGAUUCGAAAGUGUGACGAAAAAUGAACCAAUCAGUUACUGUGUACACGUUAAUCAUAGCCGUAUUAUUUGGAAUGGUACAGUCUAUUCGAGAACUGCCAUACAUUUCUGUGGACUCAAAACAAAGCGAUGAGGAGCAGUUUCAAUACAAAGUUGUAAUACCACCUGUACAAACAACAGAAGUAAACAGGUACAUUUGCUAUUCAAAAUCAUUGGAAGAGAUAGGCGAAAGUUAUAUAACAAAGUUGUUAACUGAGCCUGACCCAAUCGUUAAACCACAUCAUGUCGACGCCGGUCUGUGCCUAGAACCAUUACAUGAAGAUGCUUCAUGGGAUUGUCAAAGAGGACUAGCAUGCAAAGGUGAUGCUGUUGAGUUCAGUGUUACAGACAAUUUCCAGUCUGUUGAUAAACCUUUUUACGUUCUUCCAAAAGAUGUAUCAGCAAAGGUUGGUGGAAAUGGAAAGAAAUAUUUUUUAAUUGUCCAGAUGCAUAUCUACGAACCAUUAUUAGAACCUGCAUCGCCAGCUAAUAUAACUUUAACAUUCAAGAAAAGACCAACAAAGUAUAAUUACCAGAAGUUUUUACUUGGCAAUGACGGUUUCGUUCCUGCAAAUAAACCAAAUGGUUUCUUUACACAUGUUGGUUGCGAAUGGAAAAGACCAACAGCAAUUGCCUUUCAUUAUUAUGUUCAUACACAUGUCCAUGGUGUUUUCGCCGAAGGAUUUCUUAUUCGAAAUAAUACUUGGACAUUCCUUGGUGGACAGAAAACUAGAGAAAGACAUCAGGUAUGGUUUGAUGUCGUGAACGGACCAGUAGAAAUACGACCUGGUGAUAUUCUAGCUUCACGUUGUUUGUUUAUCAAUAAUGAAGAAAAAGAUAUUGAUCUUAAAUCAGAAGAUACCUGCAUAUUCCAGCUUAGUGUUGGAUAUGACAUACAAUACCGGGAGUAUUUUGCACGUCCACCGGGCUGUAUUUCGAAAUCACCUGAUUUUACCUUUUGUAGUAACGAAAAAACAGCUGCACUUUGUGAUAGUUAACUAGUUAUAUUCAUUGUUACAUAUGUACUGUUAUCUGUGAUUUAAUUGUAAUAAUGCUUGAAAUCACAUUUAGGUAUUCGUACAUUUACUUGACGCUGAUAUAUGAAUAAUUGAAACCUCAAUUUGGUACGCCAAUCUAACAUCAUCUUUUAAAUAGUGUUCUUUUCGUUGUGACAUCAACCUUUAGCGUCCUUUGCCAUGUGACCGGUUAAAAAAUUAGAGGAUUCCCAUAUUUUCAAUCUAGGUUUGUUUCAAUUUUUAGCAAUAAAACAUUGAAAAGUAUAACUUGUUGACUGCUGUUUUAUUAACUUGGACAUGUUUAAUGAUUAUGUCUGUUUUAUUCACACAUCGCUGUCAAUUCAGUUGAGUUUAAGCAAAGUGAGAGGUUUAGCUAGCUAUACAACCAGGCCUAAUCCACCCUUUUUGACAUGAGAAAAUGACUGUACCUAUUCAAGAAUAUGACAGUUGUUGACCAUUCGUUUGAUGUGUUUGAGCUUUUAAUUUUGCAAUUUAAUUAAGAAUUUCCGUUUUCAAUUUUUCUCGGCAAAUUUGAUAUUUUUACUUUUUGCCAUCUUAUCUUGAUAAACAUAUUUUUUCUUUUUCGCAAAUGAUUCGUUUCAUACUUCCACCUAACGAGAGUGCAUAUUGUUGGUGUUAAGGUGAAUUGUUCAUAGCUAUCGGAACAAUAGAUGGACUGAAAACUAAAUAUACGGUUGGUGGUUGGUUUAAUAUUCCUUGAAUUUUGUUUUUUUGCCCAAUUCUGCUUUUCAAAAUUAAGUUAUGUUUGUAAACAUGGGACAGUGUUGGUUUUGAAUGAAGGGUAUUCGUAUAUUUGUUCAGUUUUCAUUGUAUCGUAUAAUGAUCACUUCACAUGAACUUGAAUUUAUCGCAAAUGAAAAUAAGUAAAACACAACUGAAAAAUUCCCCUAUAUGACUUUAACAUACACAACGUGUAAUGGUAUUGUGUAGCUACAACAUUUGUCUACCUUUAUAUUUCUAAUAUAAUAAGUUUGUAAAACAU